Lotus japonicus is the source of this 2271-nucleotide messenger RNA. Its product is annotated as spermidine hydroxycinnamoyl transferase-like. The record is from RefSeq and is a predicted model, not a curated record. NCBI's taxonomy places the organism in Eukaryota, Viridiplantae, Streptophyta, Magnoliopsida, Fabales, Fabaceae. Bases 1 to 2271 code for a protein of 756 amino acids. The transcript is spliced from 6 exons. Gene Ontology annotation, molecular function: acyltransferase activity, transferring groups other than amino-acyl groups.
AUGAAGAGGAUGAAAGAGGAGAAGAUGAAGAGCGUGGAAGAGAAGAAGAUGCAAGAACAACAAGAAAAAGGUCCCAGUUUGCUUGGAGAUGAUUCGGCAAGACAAAAUGGUCGCAGCUUGUUUGGAUUAAAAGGUCUGUAUUCAUGGCUGAUAGAAGACGGGAAGAGGAGUCAAGAAAACAAGAAGAAGGUGCAAGAACACAUAAAGAAGGUGCUAGAACUGCUAGAAGAAGAAAAAGGUCACAGUUUUCCAGAUGAUUCCAAAGAAAACGGUCUGCGUUCAGUGUUGCAAGAAUACCAUAGGAGGAUGCAAGAAGACGGGGAGAGGUGGCAAGAACACGCGAAGAGGAUCAUGAAGUAUUCUCGUGAAUCAAAUCUUCAAGCGAUGAUGUCUAAAAGGAUAACGAAAGGAUUUGAGCAAGCUACCCACAUUGCCAGUUUUGGUUCGAUGACAAUGGUCCAGUCCAUCAUUUAUGGGCGGUGGAUAAACCGCUUCCAGGAGCAGCUCUGCACCACGGUGUAUGGUUGGGAAAGCUAUCUAAUUGGUAACGUAUAUGGUGCCUUCAAGAGCUUCUCCACUGGGCCUCUUGAAGAUGAUCACGGUUUUGAGGAGCGUCAGAAAAUGAAUGACCAAGUUCUUACCUUUUUGUUCAAAAGCCAUCCCUCGUAUCAAAUCACGCAUUUGGGUCAGUUUUUAACUAGGUUUUUGGUGGAUAAAAGGUUUGAAGAGGCAGUUGCUGGAAGAACUAUUGCAGUUCAUUCGAUGAGGGAGUUCAUUAAUAUCAUGAAGUAUUCUCGUGAAUCAAAUGUUCAAGCGAUGAUGUCCCGAAGGAUAACGAAAGGAUUUGAACAAGCUACCCACAUUGCCAGUUUUGGUGGGGCUUCCAUGAGCAGCUCUGCACAGAUAACCUUCAAAGGCUCUUACACGGUGAAACCCAUUGAACCAACAUGGUACGGUCGCUUAGCCUUAUCUGAAUGGGGCCAAACAGGAGUUAUAACUCAUGUGCCAACCAUCUACUUCUACCGCCCCUCACGUGACUCCUCCACCAUGGCUACCACCUUGAGAGACUCUUUAAGCCGAGUCCUCGUCCCGUUUUAUCCACUAGCUGGUCGUUUACAAUGGACAGACGAAAACGACGGUCGUUUAGAGCUCGAGUGCAAUGCAAUGGGGGUUAAGUUCAUCGAAGCAGAGUCCUCGCUAACAUUAAACAACUUCGGUGACUUUUCAUCUUCUUCAGAGUACCAACACCUCAUCCCGAGCGUGGACUACACACUUCCGAUUCACGUGUGGCCUUUGUUUCUAGUUCAGUUCACGAGGUUUGCAUGUGGUGGCGUUUGUAUCAGCUUCCAAGUCUCGCAUGCGGUUGUGGAUGGACCAAGCGCAUUGCAUUUCAUUUCAGAGUGGGCCAGGCUCGCACGCGGCGAGCCUCUGCAAACGACGCCGUUUCUUGACCGGAAAGUGCUGCGUGCGGGGGAGCCUCCGUUAAUGGAAGCAAACCAAGGUCAAUGGACGUUCAAUUUCAACCUCCCUACUCUACUUCUAGACAAAACAGAGGAAAAACAAGGGAUGAAGAAAAAGAAGAAGAAAAACUCUUUGGCUACCCUUAAAGUGAGCAAAACCCAAGUUGAGAAAUUGAGAAAGGAAGCAAAUGAGGGUUUUGAUGGUUCUACCAACGUACGUGGUUACACGAGGUACGAGGCUGUAACUGGACACAUGUGGAGAAGUGCAUGCAAAGCUAGGGAGCACAAACAUGACCAACCAACGGCGUUGGGUGUGAGCGUUGACAUGAGGCGUCGUGUACAACCUAAUUUACCAAAAGGGUAUUUCGGGAAUGCAACUUUUGAUGUGGUGGCUACAGGUGUUGCUGGCGACCUAGUUUCAAAGCCUUUGGGGUAUGUGUCGGGGAGGAUAAGGGAGGCGAUUGAGAAGGUGGAUGAUGAGUACGUGAGGUCGGGGAUUGAGUUCUUGAAAGAGCAGAGGGAUUUGACAAAGUUUCAAGAUUUUCAUACGACGGAGAGUGAAAAUGGAGCAUUUUAUGGGGACCCGAAUCUUGGGGUGUUUAGCUGGUUGACGUUGCCGAUUUAUGGGGUUGAUUUUGGGUGGGGGAAGGAGAUUUUCAUGGGUCCAGGAACACAUGAUUUUGAUGGAGAUUCUCUACUUCUUCCUGGUCCAGUUGAAGAUGGAUCUUUGCUCAUUGCUAUUUGUCUGCAAGAGAUUCAUAUGGAGGCCUUUAAAAAGCAUUUUUACGAAGGCAUUAUGUAUAUAAAAUGA